AAGUUUUAUUAGCGUUUUCAAAACCAUCUGCAAACAUAUGGUCGAAAAAAAAUAUAAGCAUUCUGCAUGACCAUAAUAAAACCGUCAUAAAACGAGCUGCACAAAAAAAUGCCAUAAUUAAACCAUAAUAAAACUUCCUAAUGCUAGUUGGCAUAAUCUGUGUUACUUGGGGAGUUCGUAAUGUUGUUCACCAAUGCUUGAGAUGUUUCAAGACAAAGCCAACUCCAAUCCAGCAGUUCAUGGGCGAAUUACCUACAGAAAGAGUAACAGCGUCUAGGCCGUUUACAAAAACCGGCGUUGAUUAUUUUGGUCCAAUCUAUGUUCGGCCAGGACCUCGAAAACCAGCUUCUAAGGCCUACGUUGCUCUUUUCGUAUGCCUGUCAACCAAGGCAGUUCAUCUGGAGUUGGUUUCCGAUCUUUCUACUGAUCGUUUUCUCCAGGCACUGCGACGAUUUAUUGGGAGGUGGGGGCGAAUCGCUGAUAUCUUCUCGGACAACGGGACUAAUUUUAUUGGAGCAAAAAAUUAUUUGCAAGAGAUCCACCAACUGUUUACAUCGAAACAACACCAGGAGAUGGUUUCAAAACAUUGUGCUGAUGAGGGGAUACAGUGGCAUUUGAACCCUCCCCGCGCCCCACAUUUCGGUGGACUCUGGGAAGCAGCUGUGCGCUCGGCAAAACACCACAUUCUUAGAGUGAUCGGUGAUCAGCCACUACCAUUUGAAGAUAUGAGUACAUUAUUGGUUCAGGUCGAGAGUUGUCUGAACUCUCGACCGAUAACACAGUUAACAGAUGAUCCUAACGAUCUCGAGCCGCUAACUCCUUCGCAUUUCUGGCUUGGCUCCUCUCUUCAAUGUCUGCCAGAACGAGAUUUGAGAAAUGUAGCAACAAAUCGGUUGAAUAAUUCUCAAAUUGUUCAACAAAAAUUGCAGCAGAUAUGGACUCGGUGGAAGCAGGAGUAUCUCUGCCAACUACAGGCUAGAACGAAGAGGUGGAACAAACCAGUUAAGAUUGAGGUCGGAAAACUGGUGGUGAUCUGUGAUGAUAAUUCUCCACCAAUACACUGGAAGAUGGGCCGGAUUCACGAAGUGCACCCAGGGAUUGAUGGGGUAGUACGGGUCGUUACGCUCAAGACUGCAACAGGGUUUAAAACCAGAGCAGUUGAACGUCUUUGUUUGUUACCCGUUCAACCAGAAAGAGAAGUUGUUGUUGAGUCAAACAUUGUGUAAAAAUCCCAACCUAUUCCUUUCCCCUCCCUUCCCAAAGAAGAGGAUUUUCCUUUUUAUUUUUCAGAAAUCGAGCUAUUUCUGGGUGGGUGAGGAUGUACGAAGGUGAUCGCUCCUAGGUACGCUACUGAUCGCAGCCCAUCAAUGCCCCCCCAUUGUCGGUGCGGUGGGCCGUUGGGAGAAGUUUUUCACGAUCGCAGAACAAUAGCCCAGCGAUCCUCUCCACGAAGACGAAACUCACCACAACCGGCUGGCUGGCUGGUAGUAGACGAUUGGCAAGUCAGUCCAGUCUAAGUCACCGUCCGUUGCCGCCACGCGUGUCGUAUUUUGUCACCUUAAUGUUAAAUGUUAGAAGUUAAGAAUAGUUUGUAAUAAAAUAUCAAGUCGAGUUGUGUGUUUAAAUUUAAAUCGCGUGUGAUCUUUUUGAACCGAUGACGGCAAACCAAAUGGCUCAAACCGCCAACAAUUAAAGUGCAUGCAACAGCCAAUAAGGGCCACAGUCCAUCGUGUGAAUCCUAACAUCUUUCCCCCAUGUUGGACGGAGGACGGCAGCACCAGCUAUCAUCGCUAACCCCAGACGGCUGGAGGCGAAGGAUGAACCACGAGCUCGCGCGACUCUACGGCGAACCCAGUAUCCAGAAGGUGGUUAAGGCUGGCCGGAUACGCUGGGCGGGACAUGUUGCGAGAAUGCUGGACGACUGUCCUGCAAAACAGGUGUUCGCUACGAACCCGGUAGGAACAAGCCGAGCGGUGGCGCAACGAGCGAGGUGGUUAGACCAAGUGGAGCGUGAUCUGGCGAACGUGGGGUGCCCGAGAAAUUGGAGAACGGUUGCCAUGGACCGAGUGAAUUUUAGGAAUUAUGUUCGUCAAGUUAUGUCGU
Messenger RNA from Uranotaenia lowii, 2103 nucleotides. RefSeq lists its product as uncharacterized. NCBI's taxonomy places the organism in Eukaryota, Metazoa, Arthropoda, Insecta, Diptera, Culicidae. The coding region runs from base 141 to 1226 and encodes 361 amino acids. Gene Ontology annotation, biological process: DNA integration. Gene Ontology annotation, molecular function: nucleic acid binding. The transcript has 2 exons. The record is from RefSeq and is a predicted model, not a curated record.